Messenger RNA from Aspergillus mulundensis, 1395 nucleotides. RefSeq lists its product as uncharacterized. Lineage: Eukaryota; Fungi; Ascomycota; Eurotiomycetes; Eurotiales; Aspergillaceae. The transcript has 3 exons. The coding region runs from base 1 to 1395 and encodes 464 amino acids. Gene Ontology annotation, biological process: cellular response to biotic stimulus. The record is from RefSeq and is a predicted model, not a curated record.
AUGAGCGAAGCAAAAAAGACCGUCGAGCUGACGGCCGACAUCGACUUCAUCGAUACUCCGCCCGCCAAGCCCUCGCAAUUCCAGACCGGCGACGACUGCGGAAUCGAAGUCACCAAGGCCGCCGCCAUCAACAACCCGCCCUUGGCGGCUGAUGGGCCUGGAAACGAGAGCUUCUCCAACUAUGCCCUGGGAGGCGCGCUUGUUGGAGUCCCCGCUUUCCUGACCUGGUUCGUUGGCGGCGGGAAGAAGACCUUCCUCUUCUUUGCGCUUGUCUCUGUUCUUCCUGUCCUCGUGGCUUUCUGGACCUACGUCUCGACCUUCAGCCCGCGCACGAAUGAGAAGGUCAAGCUGCCCGGCCGUCCGGUCGAGCACUACAUCACGUUCAAGCGCGACGAGGACAAGGCGAAAUGGCACGGCAAGAACAAGAUCCCCAUGCAGACUUUCGCUGAAAUGUACCUGGAUGGUCUUGUUGAGUUCAACGGCGACACUCUGGAUGUCAUGGAGUACCGCCACGACUGGGCGAACUUCUCCUUCACCUGGGACCUGUUUAAGUUCAUUGUUGGCACUUUCUUCGUCGAUGUCCUGUUUCACACCAAGGCGCAGGAUGAGGAGCAGGUUCGUCCUAAUUAUGAUAGCGGCAAUGACCACUACGCUUGGUUCCUUGGUCCUCGCAUGAUCUAUACCUCUGGUAUCAUCUCCGACCCUGAGAAGGAGGAGACGCUUGAGGAGAUGCAGGAUAACAAGAUGGCCGUUGUUUGCGAGAAGAUUGGCCUCAAGGAAGGCGAGACGAUGCUUGAUAUUGGCUGCGGCUGGGGCACCCUCGCUCGCUUUGCUAGUCUGAACUACGGCGCCAAGGUUACCGGACUCACUAUCGCUGAGAACCAGACUGCCUGGGGCAACGACGCGCUCCGCAAGGCUGGCAUUCCCGAAGAGCAGAGCAAGAUUGUCUGCAUGGACUACCGUGAUGCACCCCGCACCAAGUUUGACAAGAUUACCCAGCUCGAGAUGGGUGAGCAUGUUGGUAUCCGCCGCCUUACCGGUUUCUUCCGCCAGUGCUACGACAUGCUCCAGGAUGACGGCGCCAUGUACGUCCAGCUCUCUGGUCUCCGACAGGCAUGGCAGUACGAGGACUUUAUCUGGGGUCUCUACCUGAACAAGUACAUCUUCCGUGGUGCCGACGCCUCCACUCCUCUGUGGUACUACGUCAAGUGCCUGGAAUCCGCCGGCUUCGAGGUCAAGGGAAUCGACACCGUAGGCGUCCACUACAGCGGCACCCUUUGGAGAUGGUACCGCAACUGGGUCGGCAACGUCGAGGCCAUCAACGCCAAGUACGGUCCUCGCUGGUACAGGAUCUGGGAGCUCUUCCUCGCCUGGUCGGUUAUCGCUUCCCGCUAG